Limanda limanda (common dab) is the source of this 3489-nucleotide messenger RNA. RefSeq names its product glucocorticoid modulatory element binding protein 1 (gene gmeb1). The record is from RefSeq and is a predicted model, not a curated record. Gene Ontology annotation, biological process: positive regulation of transcription by RNA polymerase II. Gene Ontology annotation, cellular component: nucleus. The transcript is spliced from 10 exons. NCBI's taxonomy places the organism in Eukaryota, Metazoa, Chordata, Actinopteri, Pleuronectiformes, Pleuronectidae. Gene Ontology annotation, molecular function: DNA-binding transcription activator activity, RNA polymerase II-specific; RNA polymerase II cis-regulatory region sequence-specific DNA binding. Bases 138 to 1943 code for a protein of 601 amino acids.
UCAAGCUGCAUGAGCGGGAGUGCGCAUGCGCCGCGUCUCUGCACUUUCUGGGGAUGUGUUUGUCUGCAUUUAACGAUGAAUAAACUCCUGGACAGCUGUUGUGUGAAAGCGGCCCCCCUCUCAAGUCUGUUGUGAGCAUGAUGGCGACCACCGAGGAGGUCACAGUGUCCAUGGGGGAGGUGGUAAUGCUAAAAGCUGACGAGGAGGAGGGUGACCCCGACGACCCUAAUAAGACUCAGGUCAUCCUCCAGCUCCAGCCCAUCACCACUGGAGAUGAAUCUGCUGAAACAGAUGCAGCUGUCAUGGCUGUUGAGGCACCUCCAGAACAAACAGAGGGGGAUGACGUGGAAAUCGGCUGUGCCAUAACCUGCGGCGACUGCAAAGCCAUGCUGCUCUUGAAGAAAUUUGUGUGUCCAGGAAUCAACGUGAAAUGCGUGAAGUAUGAAGAGCAGCUGAUCAGCCCCAAGCAGUUUGUGCACAUCUCUGGAAAAGCCACUCUGAAAGACUGGAAGAGAGCCAUCAGGAUGGGUGGAGUCAUGCUCAGAAAAAUGAUGGAUUCAGGUCAGCUGGACUUCUACCAGCACAGCACGCUGUGCACCAACACGUGCCGCAGCACCAAGUUUGACCUUCUCAUCAACAACACACGGUUUCCUCCGGAUGGCACUGGACUUGGCAUGCCCACAUCCUCUCAAGCUCAGGUGGUUCUGGGUAAUGGCGGGACAGAUGGUGAGGACAGACCUGAAAAUCUAUGUGCGAAGUUGGACUGGAGCUCACUGGAGUCUGUGGACAAGAAGGAAUCCAACGAGAUCUCGGAGGACACACUGAACUUCUGGAAGGGUAUUGCCGACGUGGGUUUGCUGGGUGAAGUGGUGACCAACAUCAGCACUGAGCUGCUGGAGAUGCUGAACGGCGUGCAGCAGCUCAGGGAUCUGGUUGCCUUACAGGACACAGAUUCCUGUCUGGUAGAGGUGGCGGUGCUCAGUAACCUGGCCCAAGUGUUCGGCCUGCUCGACUCAGUAAAGAAGAUCCUGGACAAGAGGAGGCAGGAGACGGAUCCCAUCCAGGAGGAGGUCCUCAACACACUCACUAACCUGGAGGUGCAACUGGAGGAACAGAGGAAGCAGCAGCAGGUCCGAGCUCUUCUCUCCUGCCCGCAGCCUGCCAAGAACAAAACUCCCACCAAGCGCCCGACCAAACGGCCUCGUCUGCAGAGGCCCGUCUCCACAACCACCCUCCUGGCGUCCCCCAUUAACCAGCAGACCACCCUGCAGCCUCAACAGUUCACCGUUCUCUCACCCCUCUCUCUGUCCUCUAUGGGUCAGCCCUUCACCAUGGCAGGCUUACCCAUCGCCACCCUAGGCCAGUCCUCUAAAACGGUUACGCUGCUUCCCGCUGGCUCGCAGUUCUUCACCCGCUACAUGGUUACCGGAGACGGAAAGGCAGACACCAUCACCCUGCAUCCAUCCUCCGGCCUCACACUGGUGGGUACCACCUCCAUGCAGGACUCCUGCCAGCUGGGCACCAUGGUGAGCCCAUUAGAGCUGGUGCACCUGAGCCAGCAGAGUGGCAGCACAGAGGUGGUGCCCAUAGAAGGCCAGAUGAUAGACGGAACCAUGCUGGUGCAGCAGCAGAUUAUGCAGGGGGAGGUGGACACAGGCCAGGAACACACGGUCAUCGAGAUCAACCCAGCCCCUGUGGAGCAAGCAGUGGGUGUGAUGGAGCUCCAGCUGACUGGGGAGCAGGGCAGGGACGAUGCGUCCAUGGUUGUCCAAAGUGCGAUGGAGGUGACGUUGGCUGGAGAGGGGGUGGGGACGCAGUGCCAAAUACAGCAGGGGCAGACUGAGGGGGUUCAAGGGCUGCAGCUGGAUGCCAGCGGACAGUUGUCAAAUGUACAGAUAGUUGUGAUUGGAGGAAACACUCAGGUAGAAAACCAGGUGAAAUGAGACACACCUCUUUUAUCCAGCAAAGCAGGUAUGAACUGAGCAAUCAUCCCAGACUUGAAACUGUAAAUACACCAAAUUUCCAAAUCCACUGAUUGACUUGGCCUAAGACCAAGCACAAGGGGAGUCAUUUUCCCUUUUUGGUGCAAGAGUGUGUGUCUGCGUGCGUGCAUGUGUGUGUACAUGCUCUUCUCAACAUGUUGAUUUUUAUUGAAACAAAGAGGCGUCACAACAAAGAACCAUGAUGUAUUCUCCUGAUUGUUUUGUAUUAAACGGAUAGUUGCAGUUUAUCAUAGCUUGGCUCAUGUUUUUCUAGAUCAGGCCAUAAUUUCCAUUGGCAAUAUUAGCUCUGAGAUGUGGCUAAGUGGACACCACAUAGCAGACGUCAGAACUGUCUGGUGAGUUGGAGAGCGAUUGGAAAAAAACCUCCAGGCUAACUUAACUUAUUUGAAGGAAUAAAAGUCUGCAAACGGAAAUGAAAAUCUGCUGCCAACAGACCGACUUUGUGUGUCAACCCAAGCCUGCUAUAAAUACUGCUGUAGAAUUCACACAUCUAAACAUACCCUCACUUUAGCUUUACCUUCAAAUAAAGUGGUUCAGUUGAAAUAAAUCUGGUCUCUGCUACAAAGUCAAAAUGUAUGGUUCGGAUAUUAGUCGCAUUUUGAACCCCUGGUUUGAAUAACAGCCUGUGUGAUCAUCUCACCACUCGUAUGUAAACAAAACAUAUGCUGAGUAUGCAUAUCGCAGUAAUUACCCUGAUUGGUGCAGUGAUAUCCUGACUAAUAAAAAACUAAGUGAGACGAAACGUCAACAAGCAACAACAUUAUGAACAGGGAAUUCAGGGUCAAUGUAAAGUACAUGGUGCUGUUGAUUGAUCCGUUCAUGUUAUACUGACUUGGCAGCAGCAGGUUGUUCACCUCACAUCCCUCUUCUGUUAUCAGGCUCAUUACCAUUUACAGUGUUGCUGUCACUUGAGGCUCGAUCAAUUGCACUGUCUGUUGUGUCUUGUUAUUGUUUUUGCACUGCAUGACGCCUCUUCAGGACGACAGGAAGACGUCUGCAACAAGGCCAGCUCUCUAAACAUUUCUUCAAAACUUGGCCAUACCGUUGGGUAUGACACACAUUUCCCUGUGCCCAGUUAAAAAGGCCAUCGACUGAACUCGUCUCAUUGGGAUUGUAUGGUUUCUGCCCUGUCUGGUUUCUCGCCGCCUGGGCUCACUCACAAAUGUCCUUUUUUCUUUUUUAUUGUGAACAUCUAUUCCCUUUUUUUCACUAUCAUAGAAAGUGUGAGUUACUGGACUGAGUGUUUAAGUCAAUGUAUAAAAGAACUUAUAUAUACUUAAUGUCAAAUGUGGUAUGCCUGUAUUUUACACUUGUAAAGUAGUUUUAUUUAUUAGUUUUUCAUUCGGACUGGAUGAAAUGAUCCGCUUGGCUUAAGCUCACCUCAACAAAGACCUGUUCAAGACUUGUGCUUUAACAAUAAUUUAAUUUAACAAAUGAGGGUAUUUGCAUAAAGACUUUGUAAUGUGUUUUAAUAUCAAAUUAAAAC